CCUCAUUUUCACAUCAACUCAAAUAACAAGGUCAUAUAAUAUAACUCACUAUUAACCCUAAUCUCUCAAUGGCAUUGAAAGUUGUGUUGUUGUUGUUGUUCCUUGCCAUGUUUGUGUUGACAGAGCAUAAUGCUAUGGCACAAGACAUUGACCCAAAAUGUGCAGCAUUUUGUGUAAUAAGAUGCAAUACAAGGCCGGUAUGCCUCUCUAGGUGCCUUGCCAAGUGCUAUAUAACUACAAUCACAUAUGAAUCAGUUGAUACUGAGUCUGCAAAUCGUGGUUGUAACGUUGGAUGUUCUCUUGGUCAUUGCUUCAAGUUUCUCAUCAACUAUGAUAAUGAGAAGUUUGGAAGUUGCAUGACAAGCUGCAAUGAGAACUACUGCAUUGGUGGUAAUAUUGCUUUAGAGAAAGCUUAAGAAAAAGCAUUAAGAAAUUAUGACCACAAAGUAUAUUUGUGUCAUCUAUGACACUAUGCUACUAAAUACUUCUGUGGUAAUAAUUUUCUAAAAUAUGUAUUUGUGUUUUGUAUUGAAUAAAUCUUUUGUGCUUUAAUAUUCCUAUAUAUUAAAGCACGAGAGAAGAUUGUUGUUG
This is a messenger RNA of Solanum stenotomum, 591 nucleotides long. RefSeq lists its product as uncharacterized. Lineage: Eukaryota; Viridiplantae; Streptophyta; Magnoliopsida; Solanales; Solanaceae. The transcript is spliced from 2 exons. The coding region runs from base 69 to 416 and encodes 115 amino acids. The record is from RefSeq and is a predicted model, not a curated record.